Molecule: messenger RNA, 2425 nt
Organism: Schistocerca piceifrons (Central American locust)
Lineage: Eukaryota; Metazoa; Arthropoda; Insecta; Orthoptera; Acrididae
Product: ankyrin-3-like
Exons: 1
Coding region: 206-2218 (670 amino acids)
Biological process (GO): protein localization to ciliary inversin compartment
Cellular component (GO): ciliary inversin compartment
Molecular function (GO): protein binding
Source: RefSeq, a predicted model, not a curated record
UAGUGUCUUACAUGCUGGAGUACCUGAGUGACGCAGUUAACAUUUGAAUCCUUGUGUUUAGGGGAUUGUAUCACAGUCACUGAGGCAACAGUGGCGAGUUUUACUAUAGCAGUUUCACGUGUGGCUGUUGUUCAGUAAGGGGUGCGCGGGUAUGUGUGAGUGCAGUGUUUCUACGCGUUAGUGUAGGCGACGUUUUCUCUGGACCAUGUACGCUAACGAUAGCAUAAGAGUACUCCACGCUGCGGUAAGAGCCGGCAACUUGCAACAUGUCACGGAAAUGCUGGCGAAAGGAGCAGACAUCGAAGGCAAAGACUCUUACAAGGUACGGCCGGUCCAUAUCGCUGCGGAACGAGGUCAUUUGGACGUUCUUAGGGCGCUUAUCGCGCGGGGCUGUAGUGUGAAUGCAAAGGCGUCGCACCCUGUGUUCAAGCAGCAAGAGCGGGAUGUGACGUCGCUACAUUUAGCAACAGGAAUUGCUGACCCAAACGUCGCGCUCGCUUUAAUAGCUGCUGGCGCUAAUGUUAACGCCAAAACUAGUUCAGGUACGUCUCCACUGCAGCUUGCAGCAAUACAGGGUCAUUUGUCCGUAGUGAAGGCACUAGUUUCUGCAAAUGCUAAUGUGAAUUCCGAGGACAACGUAAAAGUCACCCCAUUAUGUGCUGCUGUGUCGCAGAAUUUUGAAGACGUAGCUAAAUUUCUUGUACAAAACGGUGCCAUUGUAAAUGCGAGACAUUCAGACGGUUUGACACCUUUGCAUAUCGCAGCACAAUAUGGAUAUGUUAACAUAGCAAAACUGCUGCUCCAGAACAAGGCAGAGAUUAAUGCAAAGCACGAAGAAGGCUUCACUGCAUUGCAUUUGGCCGUAGAAAACAGACAUGGUGCAGUGAGUCAACUUUUGAUUAACAGUGGAGCAGAUGUGAAUGCGAGAGACAAAGAGGGAGGAACUCCUUUGCAUAAUGCAGCGUACAGUGGAUACCCAAUAGAAACCGUCAGACUUUUGAUUGAGAAAGGUGCUAGCGUGAAUGCGAGGGACAAGGCAGGAAGAACACCUUUGCACCUUGCUGCAGAGAGCGAUUUCACGGAGGCAGUAAGCAUCCUGAUCAGAAACAAAGCUUACGUCAAUAUCAUUGGCGAUCAAAUGACGCCGCUGCAUGGCGCAGCUUGCAAGGGUAAUCUAGACUCGAUAAAAAUUCUUAUCGCCAAUGGUGCAGUAGUUGAUAGGAGAACUCACAGGCAGAAUACACCAUUGCAUCUCGCAGCGUACUUCUGGCAUGCCGAAGUAGUUAAAUACCUUUUGGAACAAGGAGCUGAAGUUAACGCAACUGAUGGCAUAAACUGGACGCCACUUCAUUUUGCAGGUGAAGAGAGUUCUACUCAAAUCCCUUUCCGCAAUUCCAGACACACGGGUUCACAGGCACAGGACUCUAAGCUGAAUACCAUGAAAGCUCUAAUUGAAUACGGAGCUGAUGUAAAUGCGAAGGGGAGCAACUAUGACGACACACCUUUGCAUGUAGCUGUACGGAAUGGCGAUACAGCAUCUGCUAGAUGCCUCUUAGAGAAUGGUGCAUACUACGAUGCGAAGUACAAAUUUGCCAGCGGUAAUGUGACAGCUUCAGAGAUGGCUGCGACGAGAAGAAACGAAAAUGUAAAUACUUUACUGUGUGCUACCGAAAAGCUGUUUAAGGCUGUGAAAAGUGCGAAGUGUGCUGAAAUUGAGAAAUGUGUAAAAGAAGCACCAGUGAACAGCGGAAGCAUAAAGUAUGGAACACCGCUUAUGUAUGCAUGUUGGAAAGGACAUUUAGCUGUUGCUAAUGUUUUGCUUAAAAAUGGAGCCAAUAUAAACUUGAGCAACAGUAGUGGCAUUACUCCUCUUCAUUAUGCAGCAAAAUUUGGCCAUCAUGAAAUAUUGUGCACCUUAUUGCAACAUGGUGCAGUAUACAAUGCAAGAACCAAAACAGGCAAAAAAACACCACUAAAUUUCGCUCAAGAAGAAGGUAAACAAGAAGUUACAGACACUCUAAAACUAAUUGAACGAUUGUUUACCAGAAUUGGCAGAAAGGAUAACACAGUGCUGAAAGAGUUAAAUGGAUUGAAGAACAACAAAUAUGCUGAAUUUCUUGCCAUCAUAAACUGCAAAAAUGCAAAUAAAGAAACUCUGACACAAAUAGCUUCAAAAAAUGGGUAUGAGGAACUCUGUAACAAGUUUUCUGACUUGUAACUGUUUACCAAUUCGUAUCUCUUAACAGUUUGACAAGAAUAGUUAAUUUUUUGAGGCUUUGCACACUGUCAAUGUAUAUUUUUAGUGUUUUAAUCAGUAAAGUAGCAAUAAAAUGUUUCACUGAAGAUAAAAUUGCAUCAGUAAAAUGACAAUCUUAUGUACAUUUGAGAUUUUAAAUUGUUAACUUUUAUAUCAUUCUAGUGGUAG